Molecule: messenger RNA, 3699 nt
Organism: Cyphellophora europaea CBS 101466
Lineage: Eukaryota; Fungi; Ascomycota; Eurotiomycetes; Chaetothyriales; Cyphellophoraceae
Exons: 1
Coding region: 1-3699 (1232 amino acids)
Cellular component (GO): intracellular membrane-bounded organelle
Molecular function (GO): phosphatidylinositol binding
Source: RefSeq, a predicted model, not a curated record
AUGCUCCAUACUCGCAAGCAUGUUGGUCUGGCAGCUUUUGUCGCCUUCGUUGCUUGGGGCCUCGCGGUCAAAUCGUUCCCGGUCCUGCGAUUCAUAGGGUACGCCUUUGUGAUCGGCGCACUGUUGUCUGUCGCUUCAGUCGUUCUCGCUAUCGUUACAGUCUCCCGACCGCUCGCAGUGCCAUACUCUCCAGCAGCGACUCCUUCGUUCCUUGUCGCGUCCAGAUGGAAGUCCGAAACUUCCUUGUUCAGAUCCGCGGCAGAGUACCAACCCACUGACCUCUAUCUCAAGUCUUUUGUGGUCUCGCAAGGAAUAGACUCGAUCCUCGUAUUGGCCCUCCGAGAUUUUGUGUUGUCCUGGUACAAGAACAUUACUCUAAGCCCCACGUUUGUCAACGAGAUCGACAGGAACAUCCGUGCCGCAGUCAUCGAGAUUGCCCGCAGACUAGCAAGAGAGGAUGUUGUCAAUAUCCUUGUGACAAAGCUUGUACCGAUCAUCACUGGUCAUUUGCGAGACUUCGAUCAGGCCGAGAGGCUGGUCAAGGGACGAUCGCUCAGUCGCAACGUCACUCUCUCUGAGGAACUGGACCUGGCCAUAGCGGCCAAAUACCGGGAUGGGAAACUGCACCCAGCCGCUUCUCUGUCCUUCUCAGACACCAAGACCAUCGAACAAGAGCAUCUUCGCAAGCUCGUCGUGCGCAUUCUACCCGAUGUCGUACCCGAGGAUGUUAUGCGCAGCCGUGCGGUCUCCGUUCUUCUCAAGGAGAUCGUGGCUUGUGCCGUCCUCUUGCCCCUCAUUCAGCUCCUCAAAGAUCCCGAUACAUGGAAUCAAAUUGUCGAAAACUAUGGUCGCUCCGCCCUGCAAGAUCGUAAGACUGUCCGUCGGAUGCGUGCUGCCUUAGAUGAGCACACCUCCACCAAUGGCAAACCCAAGCCUGAUAUUGAGUUCCCUCGAUUGUCUCCCAACGACAGUGAGCGUGCAUUUGAGCGCUUUGUCCGCGCGAUUCGCAAAACCAAGACUCUUCCUGAUGCUCGACGUUUCCGCAGCCAAGUUGCCAGCCAACUCAAGCGCGAGAGUAUGGUCGAAGGCCAGGACCCACUGUAUUUACGUCGUUUGGAAAUGAGUAAACGGGUACUCGACCAGAAAAUAUCGAAGCUUGCGCUCUCCACAGGUGCGCUUCCUGGUCAGGCCCCAGGUACAACUGCACCUUCGGCGCAAAGGAGAAGCCUUGACUCCGCCAGAGCGCCCUCUCGAGAAUUGACCCUCGUAGAGAUCAUGCAUACCAGCGCUGGACUGUCGUACUUUAUGGAGUAUAUGGAUCGCCAACGCCGAAUGCCUCAGGUGCAGUUCUGGAUCGUUGUCGAUGGCUUCAGAAACCCCCUGGAAGAUGACUUUGGCGAUGAUCCUCUCGGCACAAGUGCCCCAACAUGGACAGAUGCCGAUCGGACGGAUAUUGCUCAGAUCUCAGAAGCAUAUUUGUCCAAGGCUCAAAUUCAGAUUCCUCAGGAGUCCAAAGAUGCCAUUCGCUCAUUUCUGGUCGCCGGCCGCAAAGCCACGCAGGAGCAGUACCGAGCCGCACGAACCGCAAUCCUCGCAGGCCAGUCGGCUGUGCUAGAAGAACUUCAAUCCGAGUACUUCCCAGGUUUCAAGCGAUCAGAUCUCUACUACAAAUUUCUCGCCUCCGAUGAGGCCCGUGUACCAAGUGUAGACUCGUCUGUCAUCCUAGAGCCUGCAGAGCCAGCGAAUCCAGCCCCAGUCGGCAGCACCACCAAAGCCGCCGCCGGAGGAGCACCAAUGAGCCGUAACAGCUCCCAUCUUGGAGCCAAGAUUCGGGAUCUCAGGCGCGCUGCGUUAUCAUCGUCCGAUAUCCGAAGUCUUGAUACCUCGAAGAAGCAAACAGAUCCAAAGCCAUCGAUGAAGGACUCGGCUGACCAACAGGCGCCUUUGUUUGACGACGACUGUGACACAGAUCCGCUUGCGCACUCUAGCUACAGUAUUGGACAGGAAUCUCAACCCGGCGAGGCUGCAGAUGAACGGCGAAUGGUUGAAGAUAUGGAGGCUGCUAUGAACAACAUCAUGGCCCAGCCCCCUGACAAUGACGCAUCGGAGGAUGAACGAGAUGCCCUCUUUGGCUCGCCGACGUCAAGUCAUAGAUCGGUGCGAGCAUCUGACUCGCCUCGGGCCUCCUUGGACAUGCCUCGCAUCGAUGCAGUAGCCAACAAGCCGAAGCCGAGUCUGGCCACUUUGGGUUUGGUCAAUACAGCGUCUCGAAUUGGCGUAUUCUCUGACAAUGACCUAUUUCCUGACGAGGAGAAAUUCUUGGAAGAUGAAUAUGCCGAUCAGGACCCCGAUCUGAAGAACAGCUUGGAAGAAGACAUUCACGAAGCUGCACCCGGAGAUCUCGGUCUCACGGAAGCCAUCUCUGCCCUGAGCAGUGACAUUGAACGUCUUGUGACACAGGAAUCGGUCGUCGACACGCUGACGAGGAAAGCUGAACUCACCAACAACGUCCCCGAGCUGCGUAUCCUGAAAAAGUCCAAGGCUAGCCUGCAGAGAGAGGUUCGCCGCAAGGAGCUGCAACGACAGCAGUAUAUUGUCCAAGAAAGUGAUAACAGCCUCUACGGCCGGUCCAGCAUCAAGAUCAAGUCCGUUAUGGUCGGGCGCGAAGAUGAUGGCGGAGAAUUUGCACUGUACGUCGUUGAAGUCCAGCGACAAGCAGGUGAUCAGAUGCCCGCCGCGACUUGGGCCGUCACGCGCCGAUACAGCGAAUUUCAUGAGCUUCAUCAACGUCUCCGCCGGCGCUACCCGUCCACCAGGAACUUGGACUUCCCUCGGCGUCGAAUGGUGAUGAAGCUGCAGAAGCAGUUCUUGCACAAUCGCCGCAUAGCUCUUGAAGCGUACCUCCAGCAGCUCUUGCGUAUGCCUGAUGUGUGCCGUAGCAGGGAACUUCGCUCUUUCUUGUCUCAACAGGCCAUAUCUUCGUCGCCAGACAGCAGCUCUGCCGAGAACACCCAAGACAUCGUGUCGAGAAUAUACAAUUCGGUCACUGAUGGCAUGGACGAAUUCAUGGGAAACAUUGCUGUCCUGGAUCAGUUGUCAGUCGCUGGGCAGAAUUUGAUCUCUGCGGCCACCAAUCAGCUCGGUGUAGCUCAAGGUGAUGUAGUUGCAGUCGACGCUGGCUCCCUUGCGGAUGCUGAGGCGGAGCUCCAGGCAUUUGAGGACAAGGAGCUCGAGCCCUUCGUGAAGCCGAUAUGUGAUAUCUUUCUCGAGGUCUUUGAAUUGAACCGCGGCAAUAAUUGGCUGAGAGGGCGGGCGGUGGUUGUCGUGUUACACCAACUGCUCGGUGGCACUGUCGAACGCAAAGUCCGGGAAUUCGCCAGAGCUCUCGUACAGGAAGACUCGCUACUGCGAUAUACCGAGACCAUCAGAGAUACGAUGUGGCCUGGCGGUCGAAUGCGUCAGGCAAAACCGAGGCCAGCCUCUGAUAAAACCAAGACACGGGAAGAAGCUGGCCUUGUGUUGGCGACCUUGAUGCCCGACCUCGCCGCUAGUGUUGUGGGAAGAAGCAACGCUCAAGCGGCCGCACGCAGAUUGUCGGCGACCAUGAACAAUGCACGGCUCAAUCAACAUCUCGCAUACACCAUACUUGACGAGAUUGUUGGUGUAUUGUUUGAUGGUCAAAGGAGGGGAAUGGACUGA